Malassezia restricta is the source of this 2106-nucleotide messenger RNA. Its product is annotated as NAD+ synthase (glutamine-hydrolyzing). The transcript has a single exon. Gene Ontology annotation, biological process: NAD+ biosynthetic process. The coding region runs from base 1 to 2106 and encodes 701 amino acids. NCBI's taxonomy places the organism in Eukaryota, Fungi, Basidiomycota, Malasseziomycetes, Malasseziales, Malasseziaceae. The record is from RefSeq and is a predicted model, not a curated record. Gene Ontology annotation, molecular function: ATP binding; glutaminase activity; NAD+ synthase (glutamine-hydrolyzing) activity. Gene Ontology annotation, cellular component: cytoplasm.
AUGCCACGCCUGACCGUAUCGACCUGCUCGCUGAAUCAAUGGGCUCUCGACUUUGACGGGAACCGCGACCGCAUCGUGCGCUCGAUCGAGCGCGCAAAGGCGGCGGGCAGCACGCUCCGUAUUGGUCCCGAACUCGAGAUCCCCGGCUACGGCUGCUACGACCACUUUCUAGAGAGCGACACCGAGCUGCACUCAUGGCAGGUCCUCGCCGAGAUCUUGCAGUCUAAUCUCACCGACGGGAUCCUCUGUGACGUCGGCAUGCCAGUGUCGCACCGCUCCGUCCUGUACAACUGCCGCAUCGCGGUGAUGCAUCGGCGCAUCUUGCACAUCCGCCCGAAAAUCUGGCUCGCCAAUGAUGGCAACUACCGCGAAAUGCGCUUCUUCACGCCAUGGACGCGCAUCGGCGAGACAGAAUCGUACGAUUUGCCAGAUAUCAUUCGCGAAACGACCGGGCAAACGCAUGUGCCCAUCGGCGAUGCCCUCCUGCAGGCGCCCGAUACGGUCCUGGGCGUCGAGCUGUGUGAGGAGCUGUUCACGGGCGCCUCGCCUCACAUCGCACAUGCUCUGCACGGCGCCGACAUCAUCCUCAACUCGAGUGGAAGUCACCACGAGCUCCGAAAACUACAUCGCCGCAUCGAACUGAUCCGGGAGGCGACCCUCAAGCUCGGCGGCGUCUACCUCUACGCGAAUCAGCGCGGCUGCGAUGGCGAUCGCAUGUACUAUGACGGCUGUGCCUUGAUCGCGCUGAACGGCGAGAUCAUCGCGCAGGGCGACCAAUUUGGCCUCGAGGACGUCGAUGUCGUCACGGCGACCGUCGACCUCGACGAUGUGCGUGCGCACCGCACGUCCAAGAGCCGCGGUAUGCAGGCCGUCGCCCCGAGCCAGUGGGCAGGACACGCACAGCCCAUGCGCAUCUCCGUCCCCUCGCCACUGACGCACAAGCUGGAAGAUCGGCCGCACGCGCGGCUCUCGAUGCCCAUCGAAGUACGCUACCACACGCCCGAGGAGGAAAUCGCGCUCGGUCCUGCAUGCUGGCUGUGGGACUACGUGCGUCGCUCACGCACACAGGGCUUCUUGCUGCCCCUCUCCGGUGGCAUGGACUCGUGCGCCACGGCCGUGAUUGUGCACAGCAUGUGCCGGCUCGUGCAUGCGGCGUGCCAGCAGGGCAACGAGCAAGUCAUCACAGACAUGCACCGCGUCAGCGGUACACCCGAUACGUGGAUGCCUGCCUCGCCUCAGGCGUUGGCUGAGCGCCUGUUUGUGACGUGCUACAUGGGCACGACCAACUCGAGUCAGGCGACACGCGAUCGCGCGCAUCAGUUGGCCCAGGCCAUCGGCUCAUACCACUACGCCUUUGACAUUGACACCGUCGUCUCAGCCAUCCUGCGCCUCUUUUCCACUGUGACAGGCAGGAGCCCGCAAUUCAAAGUGCAUGGCGGCUCACCGGCUGAGAAUCUCGCGCUCCAAAACAUCCAGGCUCGCUCGCGCAUGGUGCUGGCGUACCUAUUUGCCCAACUGGCGCCCUGGGUCCAGGGGCGCAGUGGCGGCCUCCUGGUCCUAGGCAGUGCGAAUGUGGACGAGAGCUUGCGUGGCUACCUGACCAAGUAUGACAAUUCGUCCGCCGAUCUCAAUCCGAUUGGCAGCAUUUCCAAGCAGGAUUUGCGGCGCUUUCUGACGUAUGCUAGGACCGCUUUUGACCUGCCUGUGCUGUCGUCGUUUUUGGAAGCGCCACCGACGGCGGAGCUCGAGCCUAUCACAGCCGACUAUGUCCAGAGCGACGAAGCAGAUAUGGGCAUGACAUACGAAGAACUAUCCGUAUUGGGCCGACUGCGCAAACUGCAGAAAUGCGGGCCAUACAGCAUGUUCGUCAAGUUGCUGGCCAUAUGGCCGUCGCUGGCGCCGGACGCCCUGGCGGCCAAGGUCAAAUUGUUCUUCUUUGAGUAUGCCCGCAACAGGCACAAGAUGACGACGCUCACACCAGCGUACCAUGCUGAGUCGUACUCGCCUGACGACAACCGAUUCGAUUUGCGUCCCUUCUUGUACCCUGUGCACUUUGCAUACCAGUUCCGGCGUAUCUAUGAGCUGAUAGGUCGUCUGCGUCCAUAG